ACAUCCAGCGCUAGUACUAUUGUAUGGUCGAGUAGAGUACCAUCGCAUGGUAUGAUCAGUACUCGUCAAGCUGUGGCGAUAGCGAAGUCACUAAGCUGCUCAGUUACAUUUCUAGUCGCGCUCUCGUGAGAAAAAAUGUGGCUCAAAUCAAGUUUGGCGAAAAUUGGGAUUAAGGCCAAUUGAGCAGAUGAAGUGGUUUCGCAAGCAGGGCGAAGCGCCCCGACUUUUGAGCCUUUCGCCGCUUCGCUCCGCCGAAAGCGACCAAAACCCCAAUGUUGAGAUACUGUCGCCCCCCAAGCACGUCAAACGGAGAUCGCGUCUUGAAAUGUCCCCAGCUGUAUGGGCCCGAAGGCAAAAUAACAAGAACGACACGAACUUUUACAACGUUGAGGACAGCGUCAUUAUUGUAGAAAAAUCGCGGAGACGGUACAAGUCGCAACCGCGGAGUGUCUCCGACCGGGAGAAACGCAACCCCCUUUUGGACCGGGUGAAGCACACGCGUCUGUCCUGCUUUCGGUCGAACUCAACCGCUUCGACCCUAACCGACGUGCCCUCGUGCAGUUCGGACCAAAACACAAGUGACAGCCAAAGCCUCGACUUGGAACUGUUGGGUGUUAGUGAUAAAUAUGACAGUUUGAACCGUGCUUCGUGUUUCACGGCCAAGUUGCGCGCAAUGUCCGAGCGGUAUCUCCAGUCUUCCACCAGCAAGUUCCUAAACAAACUUUACAAGAGUCCGGGGCCUCUGGCCGAGUCCACUCCGGUCAAAAAUCCAAGACGCAAGAAGAACCUCCGGGCGAAGCUGCGGAGCUUCUCCUACGGCGCGCUUCCGGGCCUUGAGGAGUUCCAAGCGCAGGAGCCCGAGAUUUUGGAUGACGAAGACGAGCGGCUGCUGCUCGUCGACCAUGAAGACUCCGACAGUGGGAUCAUAGUCAACGAUUCGGGACUCUCCGACACUUUCAGCGGGAACAGCGAAUCCACACGCCGGAACCACCCGCAGAGAGCGCUGUCUUUGGACCGGCGCGAGAUCUUCCGAAACUUUUCCGAGAAGAAAACCACGACUUUGGUCCGACUCGUCAAACGCUCGCCGGACGAAGAACUCGGCAUUUUCCUCACGAAAAGUCGAGAGGUUUUCCACGGAUUCGUCGUCGCGCACAUUGUGCCGGACGGAGUCGCGGCCAGACAGUCCAGCCUUAUGCCGGGCGAUGAGGUGAUCAGCAUCAACGGGCGCGACAUCUCCGCCUUGAACAUGUCGGAAGCGAAGCAAUCGCUGUGCACCUCCAACCUGCAGGUGGACCUCCUGGUCUGCCGCAAGGCCAUGAAGGAGAGUUUCGUGGACUCGACCCCAAGCCCGCUCUACAAACGCCACCACUACUUCCAAAAGAACAGCUCCAGCCAUGGCAGCUACAACAAAGUCCUCCGUCGAGCUGUGGCCUCGACCACGAAAAACACGGAAUCGCCAUUCCCUUCUAGUCCUCAAACCGAAACGAACUUCUGUACCCUCCCUCGACGGCCCCGCUCGACGAUUUGCACCUUCCACACGGUGAUACUUGAAAAAGGGCCCGGGAGGAAGUCCCUAGGAUUCACUAUCGUGGGCGGUAGGGAUUCCCCCAAAGGUGCGUUGGGGAUUUUCGUGAAGACGAUCCUGGCCAAUGGACAGGCGGCAGAGGACGGGAGGUUGAAAGCAGGUAAGUUGUUUUGUUGGCACGUUGAAAAAACUUAUCUCGCGUUCGAGGUGACGAAAUUUUGGCCGUUAAUGGACAAGUCUGCCAUGAUAUUUCGCACGCGGAUGCUGUUCUUUUGUUCAAAAGUGUCAAGAACGGGCCGAUUGCCUUGCACGUCUGCCGAAGGAACAAAGCGAAAUCUUUGUCGACCAAAGCGAAAUCCUGUACAAAUCUCCAAGCGAGUUGAGCCAUAUCUUAAAGAACUGAAGUAAUUUUAUGUGCAUUGGGUUUGUGAUACUUGUAUUUUAAUAAAACUUUUUUAUAAAA
Tribolium castaneum (red flour beetle) is the source of this 1988-nucleotide messenger RNA. RefSeq names its product pro-interleukin-16. The record is from RefSeq and is a predicted model, not a curated record. Lineage: Eukaryota; Metazoa; Arthropoda; Insecta; Coleoptera; Tenebrionidae. Gene Ontology annotation, molecular function: protein binding. The coding region runs from base 188 to 1933 and encodes 581 amino acids. The transcript is spliced from 5 exons.